AUGGAGAAGGAAGAAGAAAAGAAAGGAGGAGACGAUUCAAAACAGAGUGUAGUUGAUGAAUAGGAAUCUGACUACUCUGUCAUGAGCAGCCUCUAUAAAGAUGCGAAACUCACAUAGGGUUUUUUUGGAAAAAAUUAAGAAGUGAAUCACUUAACAAUGAUAUUAAACUCAAUUCAUCACUUUUCAGGAAGAGAAGAAGACUAUGAAAAUUUUUACAAUCGAUAUGUAAAUGACUACGAUAUAGAAAUAGAAAGUCAAUAGACUCCAUGCUUAGAUAUAACUGACAAAAACUGGUAAAAUUACUCGAACAAUAAAGAAAACUAUCAGAAAUUUUAGUAGUAUUUUGGGUCUAAAUGGGAGCUAAUGGGAAAGAAAAACAUUCUUAAAAUAUACCUACCUGUUUUGACUAAAAAUCCUUCAUGUGGUUUCUUCCAUCCACUGAUAAAAAUGGGACAUACUUGUUAUUUAGAGGAUACUACUGAAAUAACUAACACACUCUCAGUUUGGGCAUGCUGCUAUUUUUAGAAGCCAGAUUAUUUUAAUAUUGUUACCUUUAAGAAAGGAGAUGAAGGUGAAGGAUUAGAAAAUAUUUUUGAUAAGCUUAGAGAAUCGAGAGAAAUGUAAACACUAGAGUUUAUUAGUGGAACGCAUGAAGAAAGGAUUAACAAGUUGUUCCAGUCAAAGGAAUUUUAUCAUCUUUGUUCUGGCUACUAGAAAAAUGAUGAUACAUUGAAACAAUUAACAAUUUCGGUAUGUAGUUUAUACCUAGAUAAACCUUGCUUUGCUACUAUGCAUUUAGUUGAAGCAUGUGAAGGUUUGAGAUAAACACUACAAAUGCUAUCUAAGGAAGGUGAUAAAGAAGAUGCUAUCUUUCAAUUUUAUUUAGGGAUAUGUGCAACUUAUGUGUCAAUAGGUAUGCCUAAAGUUAGCAAGCUUAUAGCUCCUACUAAUCUCCCUCCAUGGAGCACUAUUUAUAAUAAAACUCUACUUAGCCAUGAUGAGCAUGUAUUACUCUUAGUUUAUGCAUGCACGAAGCUCUAUUAUAUGUACAAGGGUUUCAAAAAUUAUGAAAUAAUUCGAUGGGUAGCUGCAUCAGAAUUGAAUUUAACAAAAAACUGA
This is a messenger RNA of Tetrahymena thermophila SB210, 1119 nucleotides long. RefSeq lists its product as hypothetical. Gene Ontology annotation, molecular function: oxidoreductase activity. The transcript has 2 exons. NCBI's taxonomy places the organism in Eukaryota, Ciliophora, Oligohymenophorea, Hymenostomatida, Tetrahymenidae. The record is from RefSeq and is a predicted model, not a curated record.